ACCCCUCGAUCUCGUCAAACCUCCAUCUCCAUUUCUCAACCGGAGAGAUCUCAACGGAAUCAAAAAACUCAGCCAUGAUCCGAUUCACAAGACCAAAACCAAUACUCGACUCACUAACUCACAACCUCCUCCAGCAAUCAUCCUACGCGAGCGGAACCCCCAAAGGAAAAUCAAAGCUCAAAACAAUCCAAGCCUUAAAGCGCCACAAAGCCACCACCAAACGAGGCGGAGAGGAAGCAUCUAAAGGGAAAGUCACAAUCUCCGACCCCUGCAUAAACCCUCCUUGCCCCGUCCGUUACCUCAGACCCAAAGACAGAGACCGAGAGGCUCAGCGAGAGAAGCUCGGCCUAAUCAGCAAGGCGAGGCAACGAGAGAUCGAUAUCCAGAAAAAGCUCGGACCUUUCACGACCCGAUCCACCCAAGACCCGAUCAGGAUGGUGUUUUCCGGGUUUGAUUACGUCUCGUUAGGGAUUUUUAGUGAGGAGGAGUUGCCGAAGUAUAAGGUUACGGUGGAGGAUGGGAGGAGGCUGGCGAAGGAGUAUAGUAGAGUGCUUAUGAAGGAGCAUAGGGAGAAGCGUGCGGCGGAGAUUGAGUUGGUGAAGAUGAGGAGAGAGGCGUUGGAGGCGUUGCCGGAGGAUUUGAAGGAGAAGGCUUUGGAGCGUGAUACGACGACGUUUCCGGUGAUUAGGGGAGCGGCUACGGUUUUGCCGCCGGUUGAAGGGUAUUUGGAGAGGAUUAUGAAUGCUGCUAAUAAGAAGAGUUCGAGUAAAGAGAAGCUGAGAUGAUCUAUAGAGAGCUUCUUACCCCGUAGAGUGCAAUGGCAAGAGUCCAGUCCUAAAGCUUCAAGACCACGAUUCUCCAAGGAGCAUCAUAGUUUGAGAGCUGACGUAGAGUAGUCUAGCUAAUGGCUAAAAUUUAUUUAUCGGCAUCUCCUCUUCUUUUUUUUUUUCUUCCCCUUACUCUUUGGUAAACUAAUCAAGUUUGUGUCUCUCAGAGAUCUUGGAAACAGAAUUUAUAAUUAAAAAAAAAUCUAUAAUU
This is a messenger RNA of Eruca vesicaria subsp. sativa (arugula), 1038 nucleotides long. Lineage: Eukaryota; Viridiplantae; Streptophyta; Magnoliopsida; Brassicales; Brassicaceae. The record is from the annotation of a GenBank genome assembly.